AUGAAUAAUAUGCCAAAGGAGUUGUUUUGGAACUCACACGAUAUCGGACAGAUAGAAGGUUUCGGGUAUUUCGUGGCGGCAAUGGAUGGCACCGCCGCAUUCAGGUCAGGAUUCGAGCCGAGAAACGACGGCAUUUUAUUGACAUCCUUCACCAAAACCGGAACCACCUGGCUCAAGGUUAUCUGCUACAACAUCCUCGACAAAGAAGCAGGAGAAGACCUUCUGGCAGAGAAGAACCCACACGAAGUGGUUCCCGCCCUCGGAAACACUUUCCUCAAAGACCAAAUCCAACGCAUGUUGCUCAGUUUUUCGUCUCCUCGAUUGCUCCACACUCAUUUGCCUUACAGUAACUCUCCAGUUCGUCGAGCUCGAACACCAUUGUUUGAAAUUCCACUAGCUCGAUUUGGCUUCAUCUUAGCCAUAGGGCAGUGGCAGAGAAAAUCACCGGUGUUUUUAACUCUUGGCGGGACAUUGGAGUUUUUUAACGUCUUUGUCCUGCCAAAUCGACCAUGUGGCAUCGGUUGCCUAGACUGGUCUUGUUUUGUCAGCUGCACACACUUACGACGUUGUUGA
Molecule: messenger RNA, 573 nt
Organism: Linum tenue
Lineage: Eukaryota; Viridiplantae; Streptophyta; Magnoliopsida; Malpighiales; Linaceae
Source: the annotation of a GenBank genome assembly